GUGGUGUUCCACUUCGCAGUAGUGUAUGGUUUCUACUAGAAUCUUCACCACUUGCUAUACUUUGAAAUUUUAACAGAGAACAAUGCAGCGAGUUAUUACUACGUUUUCUCGAAAUAUGGCUUCAUUGAGAUUAAAUAGACCCCGGCUUCUUUAUAGUAUUUGCACACAACGUAGUUAAAGGCAACCCAAGUAAAAAUGAUUGGUGAACGUGGAUCUGGAGCUGGUAAAGGAGGUGGUGGUGGUGGAAGCAUCCGCGAUGCUGGUGGAGCUUUUGGAAAAAUGGAAGCAGCUCAUGAAGAUCAAUAUUUCUAUAAUCUGCAAAAACAACAAAUUCAAAAGCUGAAAGAGGACCUUCACGAUGAGAUCUCUUUCCAUGAGGAACAAAUCAAACGCCAUCAAGAAGCCAUAAACCGUCACAAAAAAAGAAUCACAGAUAUGGAUGAUAAAUAAACUAAUUCAUCUUACAUCAAUAUAUCUGCAUACUUUCUAAGAAUGAUGCUGCUCUUUCUAAUGAUGUAACUGUUAUAUUAUUACUAAUAGCAAUUAUAGUAGACAUUUAUGUCAGUACUUUUUUUUAAAUAUUAUACACAAAUAUAAUAUAGAAUAAUAUAUACAUAUAUAUAUAUAUAUUGAAUAAAAGCUCUAAACUAAU
Messenger RNA from Bombus huntii, 652 nucleotides. Its product is annotated as ATPase inhibitor mai-2, mitochondrial. The coding region runs from base 196 to 450 and encodes 84 amino acids. Gene Ontology annotation, cellular component: mitochondrion; mediator complex. The transcript is spliced from 4 exons. The record is from RefSeq and is a predicted model, not a curated record. NCBI's taxonomy places the organism in Eukaryota, Metazoa, Arthropoda, Insecta, Hymenoptera, Apidae. Gene Ontology annotation, molecular function: ATPase inhibitor activity. Gene Ontology annotation, biological process: regulation of DNA-templated transcription; negative regulation of ATP-dependent activity.